This is a messenger RNA of Urocitellus parryii (Arctic ground squirrel), 497 nucleotides long. It is a transcript of the gene Ppp1r14d, whose product is annotated as protein phosphatase 1 regulatory inhibitor subunit 14D. Gene Ontology annotation, biological process: regulation of phosphorylation. Gene Ontology annotation, cellular component: cytoplasm. Lineage: Eukaryota; Metazoa; Chordata; Mammalia; Rodentia; Sciuridae. The record is from RefSeq and is a predicted model, not a curated record. Gene Ontology annotation, molecular function: protein serine/threonine phosphatase inhibitor activity.
AUGCUGUCUUCAAGCCAUGCUUCCUGUACAUCUCCCAACCCAGACAAGGAGAACCCAAGUAAGAAGGUCCAGUGGACUUCUGAGAAAAGGAGGAGGACAUCAUCCUCAGACACAGACCCCUCUAGGAUAUCCAGGUCCAGGAGACCCAGCCGACUGACAGUGAAAUACGACCGGGUGCAGCUCCAGCGCUGGUUGGAUAUGGAGCAAUGGGUGGAUGCUCAGGUUCAGGAGCUCUUCCAGGAUCAACCAGUCCCUUCUGAGCCUGAGAUUGACCUGGAGGCUCUCAUGGAACUAUCCACAGAGGAGCAGAAGACUCAGUUGGAGGCCAUUCUCCAAAACUGCCCCCGCCCCACAGAGCCUUUUAUCUCUGAGCUUCUCAGUCAACUCAAGAAACUCCGAAGACUCAGCCGGCCUCAGAAAUAAACCUGGAGAGAUUACCUUAGCAGCCUCAGUACCCUGGACCCUGGCUGAAAGGAAUACAGUUCCUUGAGACACAG